AUGUUUCUCAACCGCCCUGUUCGAAACUCAACGCCCAGGAACAUAUCUCGAUUAAUCCCCUCAGUAUCAGCCGUCCAGAGGCGCCGAUUUACAGAUGCAGCAUCUCACUCAACCAACAAGAUCCAAGUCUACACUUCAAGCUCCCGAGAUCCCUUUCUCAACCUCUCUGUUGAGCAUCAUCUCCUCCAGAAGACACCACCAGACUCAACCAUCCUCUUCCUUUACACUAACGACCCCUGCAUUGUCUUUGGGCGCAACCAGAACCCAUGGAUGGAAGUAAACCUCGCACGACUCGCUCAGUUCCGCGAAGAUCCUGCAAGUGUAGGAUGGAGUGGCGGACCGGUGCAGCUUGUCCGUCGCCGUUCGGGAGGCGGAGCUGUCUUCCAUGAUGAAGGAAAUGUCAACUUCAGCGUCAUCUGCCCUCCAGCAGUAUUUGAUCGAAACAAGCAUGCAGAGAUGGUAGUGAGGGCACUCUCCUCGCUUGGAAAGCCAAAUACUCGUGUCAAUGAGCGACAUGAUAUUGUUAUGGAUAUCCCUGAUGACCCCAUCGGCACUUACAAGAUCUCAGGGUCCGCUUAUAAACUCACUCGCCUUCGCUCUCUUCACCACGGAACCUGUCUUCUCCGAAGUCCAAACCUAAAGAACAUUUCUGGUAUGCUGCGCUCACCCGCCGAGCCUUUCAUCAAGACUCGCGGUGUCGACAGCGUUCGUAGCCCCGUUCGCAAUGUAGGCCUCGAGAACGCUGAUUUUGAGGCUGCCGUUGUUGAGCAGUUUGCUCGUAUGUAUGGCGACUUCCAAGUUCAGGAGAAUAUCGGCGACGAGGUGCUUGAGAAGGAAAUAAUCAGUAAGGGGUACAGUGAACUACAGUCUCGUGAUUGGAUCUAUGGCCAGACGCCUAGGUUCACCUUCUCAACCUUUCCGUAUGCCGAAGAUCCUCGAGAGCGUCCACAACUUGACUUUGAUGCAAGUAGCAGCCUGACGAAGCUUCGCUUCGAAGCCAGGCACGGCCUUGUUGAAAAGUUCAUGGCUGAAGGUGCCUCAUCUCCCGCUCCCGAGGAUAGCCUACCAGCACUCGUGUCGUCAUCCAUCUACAACGUCUCGAGCUGGAGCGAACGGCUUUCCCAGGCUGGUAUAGACAGCGACGGUGCGGCAAAGGUUGGUCCAUGGAUGGACGAUGUCUUGGGGGUUGAGUUCACGAAACCCACCCAGUAA
This is a messenger RNA of Fusarium sp. VM40, 1212 nucleotides long. The record is from the annotation of a GenBank genome assembly. Lineage: Eukaryota; Fungi; Ascomycota; Sordariomycetes; Hypocreales; Nectriaceae.